GGCACAAACACUUCCUCCAUCUAUCAACUCCCAUCCAACGGCUACAAUUUCACUACACCAAUAGCCAAGGAAACAAAAAUUAUAUCACCAUUGCCUGUUUCACUAUCCUCACCUGCUCUGCAAAUUUGAGAGGAAGAAAAGAAAGCACAACUUGCAAGCAAAUAAAUAAAAUGGCCUCUCUUCCCAUUGCCUUCGCUUCUCCUACUGUUAGAGUGUAUGCAGCCACAGCAGCCAAGGGAGCAGGCGGGAGUAAAGAGGAAAAGGGAUUUCUUGAUUGGGUUCUUGGGAAUUUGCAGAAGGAAGAACAGUUCUAUGAGACUGAUCCUGUUCUCAAGAAAGUAGAGGAGAAGAGUGGUGGUGGCGGCGGCACCACCUCUGGCCGCAAGAACUCUGUGUCAAUCCCACAGAAGAAGAAAGGCAAUGGAGGAGGAUUCGGUGGGCUGUUCGCCAAGAAAUGAAAUAUAGAGAUACUAGUCUCUUGUUGUCUUUCUCUCCCUGUCUUCACUUGGAUGUCAUUGAUGAUUCAUGAACUCUUAAAGUUAAGACCAACAUGUGCAGAAAAGUAUUGAAAUUAGAAAAAGAGAAGAAAAAAAAAACAUCUACUCGAGUUUUGUACCAUGAAAACCCAAGGAAUCUAACUGGCUUCAAUGGUCAGUUAUAGAGACAAUUGAGAUAGUUUGGACAAACUGGGGUAGAAUGAAAGAUAUGGCAUAUUCGAGUUGCAUUGCAGAAAGGAAGAAUGGCAGAGGUGACCUAAAGCAUCAAUGGCUGAUCAUGGCAUGCUUUGAGAAUUGAGAACCCUUCAAAUGAAACAAACAACUUUUCUCUGUUCUAAUCUUUGAUAAGAAAGCUCAAAAGAGGAAAGUUUUUGCCCGAAACUUAUCCAGUAGAAGAACUGAAACUAACAGAUUUCUUUUCUCACAAUUACAUAAAUGUUAUGAAAAAAAAGGAAACAAAAUUUUCAAUAUUAACUAGGAUUACCAGUAACAGAAUUUGAUCUAGGGAGAGAAGAAGAGUUGAUGAACUCAAUGCAAUCUGAUAUAGCUUCAGUUCUGUGAGUAUCAAUAGGAGCUACUAGCGGCCUCGGUCUUCCUGCAGAUGAAUGUCUCCUCCAUGAACGUAGGGCUUUUGCCACCUUACUCUCAAGACUAUUGAGAAAAUUCAAAGGUGAAAGUUGUGAUCUUUUUGGUAGUCUGAAUCCACAACAUCCAGAGAGGCCCCUGUUUCCAGCAGCUUUUUUACUAACAGAGUUCUGUGUUUGGGAAAUGGCUUUAUUGAUCAUGCUUGGUCUAUUAUUCUUUGUUGACAUGACUAUAACUUCUCUUUGACAGUGAGAGAUUGAGAGUAGAAUAUGGGGAAGAUGAGGCAGAAUUGCAGAUUUGCAGUUGCGAGAUCUUGGCAUAUAUAAAGAAGAGAACACCAGAACAGUAUCAAAAAUUAAAAAGGCACUGGUUUAGGGGUAAGAAAGAUGCUAGGAAAGUUUCUGGUUGAGGUAGAAAAUGCCUAUUGAAAAGUUACUUCAAUAUAAAGUAAAAGAAUAUCUUAAAAGCAAAUACAAAUAAUUGAGGAUGCAGUAGAAGAUUGUCCUAAAAUGCAAAGUCAGCAGUUUUCCUUCAUAGAAAAGAUUGAUCAGUUUCUCUUUGUUCACUUGUAUCAAAUGACUAAUGAUAACAUUUCACGUUGUAAAUGAAUAAACAAGAUGAAAUAAUAGAGACAUGAUUUUCUUUAUAAAACACAUACGUCAUGACAGAUGCAAGAAGAUGCUCCUGCAAGACAACAAAUGAAAGAUAUAGAGCAAAGAUUAUUUAGUGGGGACAAAGAAUCACAAAGGAAGCACUUACACACACACACACGAGGAGUAUAUAAAGGCAUCAACUAGAUCACAUGGUUGCAUCUAGCAGGGAACAUCCUGACAGACAGGAAGUGGGCUCUCCAGAAAACCAUGCCUUUAACUAAGAGGUGAAAAGAAACACAGUGUUUUCAUAUUCCUAUCACAUUUUCUUGCUUUUCAGUCUGAGAGAAAGCUGCUUUCACUUGUGAAAACUCUUCACCGACAUAAUAUUUCUUUGCUCAACUUGCAAUUCUUGGUUUCCACACACCAAAAUACAAAAUAAGUGUCCAAGGUCGGCAUUAAAAAGUUGAAUAGCAGUUAGGAAGACAUGACAGGUCUCCAAGACAAGAGAAUCUUAAUAUGGGUUGCAGCGAGAAGGGACUACAUAAAUAAACGAGAAAAAAAGAAAUUACUCCAACUUUAUAAAAUAAGCCAUUAUAAUUGCGUAGAUGCGUCUAAGCAACAUAUGCAGAUUAACGUAGACAGUUGAUAUCACCAGACACAUGACAUUUCAACAAAAAUAUUUACCUUAAUAAAACAUUUCUCUUUUCUGUAAGCAUUCAUACAUGGCCAUCUAAUCAGAAGUACAGUCAUGUAUCCGUGACCCAAUAUAUUCUUGCUUCACAUUAACGUUAAAUUUUUUAGACAAAUACUAUCAGCUCCUAGAUUUUUUUAAAAAAAAUUAUAUUGAUUCAUUUUUAUUUAAAAAUUACUCAAUUAAAAUAUUGUUAUAUUUUGUAAAAGCUUUGAUGGAGCUAGCUUGGAAUAGAAGAAAUCACGUACUUCAUUCGGUAAUUCAAUCAUGACCCAUGCAGUCUAGUGAUGAUUUAGUUAUUUACUCCUAUCUACCAUAAUCAUUUCCAU
Manihot esculenta (cassava) is the source of this 2695-nucleotide messenger RNA. RefSeq lists its product as uncharacterized. Lineage: Eukaryota; Viridiplantae; Streptophyta; Magnoliopsida; Malpighiales; Euphorbiaceae. The record is from RefSeq and is a predicted model, not a curated record. The transcript is spliced from 2 exons. Bases 171 to 458 code for a protein of 95 amino acids. Gene Ontology annotation, cellular component: chloroplast.